Messenger RNA from Diutina rugosa, 1548 nucleotides. RefSeq lists its product as uncharacterized. The coding region runs from base 1 to 1548 and encodes 515 amino acids. The transcript has a single exon. Lineage: Eukaryota; Fungi; Ascomycota; Pichiomycetes; Serinales; Debaryomycetaceae. The record is from RefSeq and is a predicted model, not a curated record.
AUGGCAGCCCGCAGAAAUCGACAAGGAAGACCUCGACAAAGAAGACUUCGACAAGGAGCUCAACGAGGAAGAGUUCCACAAGAAAGAGCUCGACAAGAGAGAGCUCAACAAGAAAGGGCUCGACAAGAGAGAGCUCGACAAGAAAGAGCUCGACAAGGAGCUCAACAAGAAAGAGCUCAACAAGAAAGAGCUCGACAAAUAAGAGCUCGACAAGAAAGAGCUGAACAAAGAAUAGCUCGACAAAGAGCAGGCGAGGAACACAUCACGAAUAAUGCCACGUUGACACUCCCACUGUGCGAGAUGCUCGAAAAUAUCGACUACUCCGAGGGAGACAUCCCGCGUCUUUGCCAACAUUACGAUGACUUUGUGAAUCUCAUUACCAUGUUCGACCAGCUUCUUGCGCAAAAUAAAGUGUCCAUGGGCUAUGUUCAAAGAAGACGCAUUGUUUGGGCUCUCAUGGUCGCAGUUGCUCAACGACUUGGGUACGGCGAAGACACCGAUAUGUACCAAAUAAUGACAAAUUGUCUGACUGUGGAGCAAGCUCAUGGUUUCUUCUGGAACCAAUUGCUCGAUCCUUAUGCCAUGAUAGCCAAGGUCUACUGGUUGCGCCGCCAGAAUGAAUUCAAAUUCGACAAUUACCACCACAUUGUCAACAUUCCUUCCAGCUUUUCUGCAGUGGCGUUAUUUAGUGAUUGGGAUGCAACGAAAGAAUUCUGUAAGCUAGAGCUUGACCUGUUGAAGGAAGCCCACGUUCCAUGGUAUUGUUUGAACCCCCGCACUUCGAUUGAAAAUCUUGACAACUGGCGGGCGGUCCCUCAGCAAGGCGCCGGAGAUUUUGUCGAAAAUCCCUGUCCGUAUGUUGCACGCACACCUUAUGAAGAAAAACGUCUCGCUGACGUCAUUUCUAAACUCAACUUACCAUGGCGUGUCGAUGAUCUUGCUGCUACCUCGACCCCGCUUGAAUGCAGUGAAUACUAUGACAGGGCUAUCGAUUACAAGGAGACACUUCGGCGUGUGGUCAAAGUCUUCUUGAGGUUGAAGGACCUGUUAAAUGAAGUUGAGACCUGUACCAUCGGGCGAGCAAUCGAAGAAACGCUGCACGUCUGGUUUCGCGCUGAUUGGCCCGAAAGCAACGCAGCCAGGGAAUUGUUCGAGUGUCAAACUUGGGCCGACUAUGACAAAUGGUUUAUGAUCUUCAUGAUGCCUCUGCUUGCAAUUAUGGGUAAGAUCUAUGUCGUUUCGAACCAAUGGCAUACAGUCGAUUCAUGUUUGGAAGCUCAAGCCAAAGUGCCGUUCUUGGCAAACCACUGCUGCCUCUUGUGGGAUAUCUCUCGGAUGUUCCCAUGGGAGGAAGCGUCCACCGAGGGCACUAUUAUCGUCGCGAAUUGGAGGGACCAACUGGAAAACUGGUGGAAGCCCCGCACCCCAGAAAAUCUGCCGUUGCUGCUGAUGGACGUUGAUCAACUUUGGGGAGUGAAGCUUGGACAAGAUCCUGGGCCGAUUCGCGAGCUCCAGCCCCCUUACAACCGCAUCACUCACUUGCCUUAA